Seminavis robusta is the source of this 1395-nucleotide messenger RNA. Lineage: Eukaryota; Bacillariophyta; Bacillariophyceae; Naviculales; Naviculaceae. The record is from the annotation of a GenBank genome assembly.
UCGUCGAUUCUAUUCUGUGAAAAGAACAACGUCCAAAGGCACGCCUCCAACCUCAAAGCAAGCAAAAGCAACCACAGAAGAGCUGCUGAUCACACUUCAAGGCGCAGCCAUUGCUACCGUUGGUCAUCCAUUGGAAAGAUCUAUUUGACCAGGUCUUCUCAGAGCUACCCCACAAAUCCAUCCACUAGUCAUUCUAUAUACCCCAAGACAACUAUAUAUAUUUCCCUCAUUAUGGCAAGACCAUUGACCAGAAACGGUUCGCACAGAAAUGGCAACUUCUUGGGAAGGUUGCAGAGUGAAUAUUCGCUGCAUCCUGUUGCGGUGAUGGUAGCCUUGGGUCUGUUGGGAUUAUCGGGGGUCUUUCAUCUCUAUAAUUCCAGUCACAACAGCUAUCAACCGGAACAUCGACAGUCCUUACUCAAUCUACACAAGUCUGAUACCAAGCAAAAAUUACGAGACCCCGGCGACAUGAUUCCCGUUGAUUGCCCUGGCUAUUUGAAGCAACACCUUGCCGGAAAACUGGACGAUCCUAACAAGGGUGUCGUCCAUGCUGCUCAAGUCCCACGGGGCAAUGACCAUCAUCCCAAUUUCUUUAUUUCAUUGCACAGCCAAGAAUUCGAUCACACAAGAUGGGUCAUUAUGGACAAGCGAGAUUACUACGAAAAAGCCGUCACGGCGGCCUUCAUCGAAGUCCUCAAUGAUCCCAAAGCUACACGUCCCCAACGAGUGAUUGAUGUUGGUGGGAAUAUUGGUUUCUUUACGCACCUGUCAGCCGCCAAUGGUCCCGUCAUUGUCGAUGCCUUUGAACCCAACGACAAGAAUCGUCUCCGCUUUUGCGAAUCCCUCCAACUCAAUCAAUGGACAUCGGAAUUUGAAGAAAACACCCCAGCAGCGUUUGCCCAAGAAUCGCACGUGAAUUUGUACGAUUACGGCGUCGGCAAAGACCCAGGGUAUUUUAAUUUCAAAGCCCAUCCCAACAAUCCUGGACAAGGACGAUUUGUCCGACGCAGUGCCAAUGCCGACGACAAGGGGACCCGUGUCAUUAAUUUGGAUCAAUUGGCACGAACACGGGGAUGGUUUGAAUCACGUCCGGAUAUUGCCAUCUUAAAGGUGGACGUGGAAGGAUUGGAUCCCUUUGUCAUUGAAGGAGCCAGUGUCCUAUUGCAGGCCAAACUCGUUCGGCAUGUUUUCAUGGAAAUUUCAGUGGCACCCACGGGAAAAGACAUGAAAGAUGCCAUUGGCAUCAACAAGGUGGCACUGAAACUCUUGUUUCGAAGUGGAUACGAACUCUACAAGGUGGGAGGAUGGAUUGGACCCGACAAACUCGUUGAUUUUAGUAAGGAGAAGAUUGGUAAUACGAAUGAUAUUGAUGCCAAGACGGAUCUAAUCAUUUAA